Hordeum vulgare subsp. vulgare (domesticated barley) is the source of this 1433-nucleotide messenger RNA. RefSeq lists its product as uncharacterized. The transcript is spliced from 10 exons. NCBI's taxonomy places the organism in Eukaryota, Viridiplantae, Streptophyta, Magnoliopsida, Poales, Poaceae. The coding region runs from base 109 to 987 and encodes 292 amino acids. The record is from RefSeq and is a predicted model, not a curated record.
GACCAGGCAGGCGACCACCCGUUCCCUCCUCUCCUUCCCACCUCUACUCGGCGCGGCCUCCACCACACGUCCGGAGCGGAACGUCGGCGGCGGCGGCGGCGGAGAGAGAUGGUGGGCUCGGCCGCCUACUCGGCGACGUCCAUCGUGGUGGUGAUGGCCAAGGAUAAGGGCAGGGGGAAGGGCACCAAAGGGGGCGCCGCCUCCUCCUCCGGCGCCAACAAGGUCGACCGGCGGCCUCCUAGGAUUACAUCCAACGUCAAGCACAACCUGAGGAUCGUCAAAUUCUGGAAGGAUUACGAAAGGAAGCAAACAACCGGGCCUCAGCCUGCCACCAGGUUCCGCAAAAAGAAAGUAAUGAAGGAGGUGCUUCCUGAUGACACGGACUUCUACGAGGACCCUUCUGCCACUCUUACCUGCACAAAUGACGGCAGCAUAGAGAUUGCCUCCCCUGUUAUUCUUGUGGACGGCUACAACGUAUGUGGCUACUGGGGAAAGCUUAAGAGUGAUUUCUUGAAUGGGAAUCAAGGAAUUGCGAGGCAGAUGCUCAUUGAUGAGCUGGUAUCGUUCAGUGCAGUACGAGAGAUAAAAGUUGUAGUGGUAUUUGAUGCCGCAUUGUCUGGGCAAUCGACACACACUGAAACUUAUAAAGGGGUUGAUGUGGUAUAUUCUGCUGACUUAUCUGCUGAUUGUUGGAUUGAGAAGGAGGUUGAGGCUUUGGUGGCAGAUGGAUGUCCAAAGGUCUGGGUUGUAACGUCAGAUGUACUGGAGCAACAAUUAUCGCAUGGUGAAGGUGCUCUUAUUUGGAGCUCUAAAAGACUGGUCAAAGAGAUAAAAGAAUCAGAAAAGGAGCUUGAUGAAGAGCUGAAAGAAAUCAGGUCAACAUCGUUGCAAGGAAAGAUUUUUCAGCACAAGCUGAAACCUAAAGUAGUGCAAGGUUUGAAAAAUCUUCGGAAUCGGCUUGAAGAACAAGAGCGAAAAAAAAAGUGACCGCUCAACGUCAACCGAUCAGCAAAUCUCAUCGAGCUGCUGUAACAUCGGUUGGCCGAAGAAGGGGGAAGAGAAGUGGUGUAUAUUUUUGUACAGGGGAGGAGCACAUCGACGUUUUGGUCCAUAAGUCGAAGGUGCCAACUGCACAAACAACAUGUUUGCGACCGCGAUGAUUGUUGAUGAAGACAACAUGCUGAUCAAGCAUGCUGGCUGGCCUCAUGGAAAGGAAUAUCUGGUCGUUGUAGGGAAGCGGUCUGUAGGGAGGGAGACCACAAAAUGUAGAUUCUUUAUCUUUUAACUCUUUUUUUUUUUUGUUUAUUUGAUCAUAAUCCUGCAGAGAAAAAGCCAGGAGCUGUAUAGAAGUGUAAUGUAGCUGACUCUCCCUUGGGGCUAGAUGACAAUAUGCAUGUUUAUAUUCAAAAUAAAAGUUUAUAUUUGCUGAUCAA